This is a messenger RNA of Dunckerocampus dactyliophorus (ringed pipefish), 4847 nucleotides long. It is a transcript of the gene ntn2, whose product is annotated as netrin 2. Bases 389 to 2293 code for a protein of 634 amino acids. The transcript has 7 exons. Lineage: Eukaryota; Metazoa; Chordata; Actinopteri; Syngnathiformes; Syngnathidae. Gene Ontology annotation, molecular function: protein binding. The record is from RefSeq and is a predicted model, not a curated record.
UUGAAUGGGGAGUAGCCUACCCUGCUCUCGCUUUACAACAUAUGGAUGACUGCUUGCUUCUCAGUUGACUCAAGGCAAGCAUGAGAGAGAGAGAGGUGGACUUUGUUGCAUGCCUUUAAGAAAAAAAGAGACUUUUAAGGACACAUAGGACAUCCUAAAGCCUAAUUGGUGUGGAGCAAAUAAGGGUCAUUGAAGGGAAGGGCCUGAUGUGAUGGGUCACCGAGCUCAGACACCUCCUCUGAGCUGUAAUUAAGCACAUCGAGGGGAGAUUUUAGUGAGGUGUUGGACACGUCUGCGCACACUCUCCCUCUCACUUUUAGUCGCACAGCUUCUCUGGUAGACACUCAUAGAUCUACACAUUCAUACCUAGGCAGGGCCUCGGAGCAGAAUGAGGGAACCCUGGAGUUACCUACUGUGCUUGGGUCUCCUGGCAUACUCAGCCUCUUCACACAGCGCCAACAAUCCCUUCGCGGGGCAGCAGACUCCUGUGGACCCUUGCUAUGACGACGCAGGUGCAGCCCGCCGCUGCAUCCCAGAGUUCAUCAACGCCGCAUUUGGCAAAGAGGUGGCAGUGUCCAGCAUGUGUGGCCGCCCACCUUCCCGCUCCUGUAGCGUGGUAGAGCGUGGCGACGACAGGCCGUCCGUGCGCACGUGCCAGAUCUGUGACGCCGCCGACCCCCGCCGCUCCCAUCCAGCUUCCUACCUCACAGACCUCAACUCGGCUCACAACCUGACUUGCUGGCAAUCGGAGAACCUGAACACGUCGCCACACAACGUGACUCUGACUCUUUCGCUUGGUAAAAAGUUUGAGAUCACCUAUGUGAGCUUGCAGUUCUGCUCACCAAGACCUGAGUCGCUGGCUAUCUACAAGAGCAUGGACUAUGGCAAGACCUGGAUGCCCUACCAGUUCUACUCAUCACAGUGUCGACGUGUGUACAAUCGACCCAACAAAGCAACCAUUACAAAACAGAAUGAACAGGAGGCUCUGUGUACUGACGGCCACACUGACCUCUACCCCCUCUCUGGAGGACUCAUUGCUUUCAGCACCUUGGAUGGAAGACCGUCUGGCAAGGAAUUUGACAACAGCCCGGUCCUUCAGGACUGGGUGACCGUCACUGACAUCCGCGUGGUCUUCAGCCGGCCCCAGCCGUCGAGGGAGUUGGCGACCGGAAGCAACAGCGGAGGAGGAAGGGAUGAUGACCUCAUGGGCGUGACCACAACGCUGCAGACAUAUUUCUACGCAGUGGGCGACUUCCAGGUGGGCGGAAGGUGCAAGUGCAACGGCCACGCGUCACGCUGCCUGAAAGACAAAGAGGGCAAGCUGGUGUGCGACUGCAAGCACAACACAGAAGGACCUGAAUGCGACCGCUGUAAGCCCUUCCAUUAUGACCGGCCAUGGCAGAGGGCCAGCGCCCGCGAGGCCAACGAGUGUCUGCCGUGUAACUGCAACCUGCACGCACGCCGCUGUCGCUUCAACAUGGAGCUGUACAAGCUGUCAGGGAGGAAGAGCGGGGGCGUGUGUAUGAACUGUCGCCACAACACCGCGGGACGCCACUGCCACUAUUGCAAGGAGGGCUUCUACCGCGACAUGGCCCGACCCAUUACUCACCGCAGGGCUUGCAAGGCUUGUGACUGCCACCCUGUGGGAGCAGCGGGUAAAACCUGCAACCAGACCACAGGGCAGUGCCCCUGCAAGGACGGAGUCACCGGCAUCACCUGCAACCGCUGCGCCAAGGGCUACCAGCAAAGCCGCUCCCCCGUGGCCCCCUGCAUCAAGAUACCCGUGGUCAACCCCACAGCUGUGGUGAGCAGCACCGAAGAACCAGCAGACUGUGAUUCCUACUGCAAACCGGUGAAGGGCAACCUGAAGAUCAACAUGAAGAAGUACUGCAAAAAGGAUUAUGCGGUCCAAGUGAACGUGCUGGACAUGGAGACGGUUGGCGACUGGGCCAAGUUUUCGGUCAACAUCUUGUCGGUGUACAAGAGCCGUAGCGAGCCCCUGAAGCGUGGAGACAACAUCUUGUGGGUGCAUAUGAAGGACCUGGCCUGCAAGUGUCCCAAGAUCCAGAUGAGCAAGCGCUUCCUGGUCAUGGGCAGCAGCGACGGCCCAGGGACGGGCACAGGAGCAGGGCCCGGGGUGGGGCCCGGUGGGGGGACCUCCAACCCCGGGGCAGAACGCGUGGGUCUGCUGGCCGAUAAGAACAGCCUGGUGAUCCAGUGGAGGGACGUUUGGACGAGACGACUGAGGAAGUUCCAGCGCAAGGAGAAGAAGGGGAAGUGCGGCAAAGCAUGAUGGGACCCCGGAUCCCGUCAUCCUUUGUUUUCCCUUCCAUCACGGGAACGCUGCACAUUACCAAGACUGCAUGUACCUACCCGUUUUAAGGACCACAUUUUGUGUAUAUUGUAUAAUUAUUUUCCUUUGUAUUUGUUUUUUGUUAUGUCACAUGUCUUUGUUGUCCUAUUGGUUUGCCUUGAAAAGGGACCAUUAAAAAGGGUAUGAAGUGGAGACAUAAGCAGACACCGUUCCAAACCUUGCCUUUGGAACUAGCAGCUCCAUUUGCAACCCACCCAGUUCUUCACAAACAUCACUGAGGAUCCAUUUGUCAGUUUUUUGAGAACCACUUGAGAACUGUUUAUUUGCUGCUCAUUUUUUUUCUUACCAAGGAUGAGCAGGAACCUCUUUGGGUCAAGAUCAUUUCACGAUACUGGGGAUUUUCCACAACAAACGCUGCUGCUGCCUCCAGACUGGACUCAUGCAAGCUCCAUGCUCAUCUUUUUUUUCCAGCAUUAUCUCCUCCCACCAUGAUCUUGUCUUACUGGAGAUGGAUGAGUUUAUUUCUCUCGAACACGCUUAGCAAGUUACACACUUCAACACGUCCGAAAACGAGUAGGAAGAAGCCGAGCGUAUUCAAUCCGACUCCUUCUUAAUGCCUCAGCAAUUACUUAUAGUUUGAUCACUUCCUGUGUUACCAUUUUUUACCAAGUUGGCACUCGUCAAUCACAUUUCAGUUCCUUGGGGGUUGCAUCUCUCUCUUCCUGGAUUUAGAGUUUUACAAGCGUUGCUUUUGCAGGAAGAUGGACAAAUGGUUUGUAUUUCAGAAAGAUCCCAUCAUUUCUGAUGAUUUGUGAUGUCAUGUAGUAGGCACAAUUAAACAACCUGACUAUUUAGACUGAACGGCUGGAAAGUUUUUAGCCAGUGUACUGUAUUAUGACAUGCGAGUAUCACAUUUCAUCCCUCGCGUGCUUCAUGUUUGCAUGCUUGUGGUUUGCGCGAGCAUCAAGAGUUAUCUCCCCUGUCAUCCUCUGCCAAAUGAGCAUAGUCAGGGUUUUAAAUUUGAUUAAGAGAACUCUGAAAGUCAAAUCCGAGAAAAGGCUCUCAAGAUAAACACAGAUCGGAGGGGCACGUCCAGCUAGCGAGCGUGCUGACAGCCGUGUCAUGUGCAUUAGCAGUUGUUUGGCUGCGGCCAAGGCUGCAUGUUUGGUUUGUCCUUCAUCCAAAAGUGUCUUUCCAAUGCUGUGUGUAUCAGCCAAGAGCCCCCCACCCUCUCAUGUUGUAUAUGAAGUGUCUCAGAUAGGUGACAGGUCCAUGUUGCCAAAUCUGCUCUGUGGUGUGCUGUUGUGCACUGUAAGUUCGCCACGAAUGUAUGUCUAACUGUGAAGGACUCACUCAAAUAUAUUGAUUGUGUGCGUUAGCCCCACGAAUGUCCAUUUACCGCAACUAUAGCAUCUUUUGUCCAAAAUAACUAAUGCGCUGACAUCUAUUACUGUGGAACCUCCAAAGUCAAACGGUUCCAUUGGCCACGUUGUUCUCAUUCCAAAACAACUUUCCCCCAUAGGAAAUCUUGUGAAGUGAAUUAAUCAGUUCCAGGCGCAAACGUCAUGUUUUAAGUAACAUUCUAAUAGGAGUUAAUGACUGUUUAAUGAAACAACUACAUAAAACAAAAGUACAGUAAAAGUACUCACAUAUAUAUAUAUAUUUAUCAGCGCCGAUAUAUAUAUAUAUACAGUAUAUACUGUAUAUACACCUGGGGGUGGCGCAGUGAACUGUCAGGGGAUGCGCGAGAGGUGUGUUGCAUUUCCCUGGUUUCAGUAUACAUGUUUAUAUAUAGAGAGAGAGAGAGAAAGAGAGAGAGUGAGAGAGGGUGAGAUAGUUUUUUUGCACGAUAAAGCUGCCAAACAGGACAAGUAAAUAAAAAAAAGGAAAAUAGUCAUGUUUUCAAUAUCAGGUGAUAGAUAGAAAAAGGCUACUUAAGAUAUAGAACCCCUCUGCUGUUUGCUAACAACCUUUUUUUCCAGUGAGUCUCUGUGUUGUGGCUGUAUCUCUCCAUGUCACUGGCGUGUGUGAGUGACGGGAAAGAAAAGCUCUGACUUGCUAGAGGGUACAUAAGGUGACCCAUCUUUCAGGAAAUACACCGUCUUAUGUUUUGGCCAAUUUGGUUAAUUUAUAUUUUUUAUCAUCACGCUUUUCUUCUUUCUUUAGCAUCAUUUUCCCCCUUCUGCGGUGGCCAAAGAAAAAGCAAAAAACACUUGAGUUAACCCUCUUGUCACAAAAUGUGCUAACUCCACGCAUGACGACGCAUUAAAUGUAAAAGUUUUGUCCGACAUUUUUUUCCAGAAAAUCUUGGUUGAACUCUACAUUGUACUUUUGGAGGUUCCACUGUUAUGCAGUAAAAGUUAAUUGUUCACCUCGCUGUGUGUCACAUGGUCCCACUGUGAUAUGCAGUGCUAGUUUAGUUAUCCUCCCUGUAUCUGGACCUCAUUUCACACAAUAUCACCCUGCCAUAUUUGCUUUCUAUUGGCGCUCUCUCAAGUGCCCACCCUGAAUGUUGAAGCGAUGAUAACUGAGA